Molecule: messenger RNA, 2408 nt
Organism: Aphidius gifuensis
Lineage: Eukaryota; Metazoa; Arthropoda; Insecta; Hymenoptera; Braconidae
Product: nucleolar complex protein 4 homolog B-like
Exons: 3
Coding region: 475-2058 (527 amino acids)
Biological process (GO): ribosome biogenesis
Cellular component (GO): nucleolus; Noc4p-Nop14p complex; small-subunit processome
Source: RefSeq, a predicted model, not a curated record
AUAGGGAAAAAUUACUAAAAAUUAGUAUCAAAUAAUUUAUUAAUAAUAAUAAAUAAAAUUAAAUUAAACAAAUUAAUUUUAUUAAAAAUAUUAAAUAUCAAUAUUAAAAAGAUAUUUAAUAAUUUUAUAAAAAGAAGUGGACAAUUUAUUUGGACUUGGUCUCUCUCUCUCUUUUUUUUACUCUCCCUCUGUCUUUUUUCUCUCUCGUAGAGGACACAAAAAAAAUUAACCAAAAGCAUGUGUUAAAAAUUAUUAUUCUUUUUAUAUCCUUGAAAAAUUAUAUUGAUCUAAUCACUUGUAUGCAGUGUUUAAUUUAUUUAUAACAUAUACUUAUUUUUUAACCAAACAAAUUAAUCAUUGUACUUGGUUUAUAAUUUUAAUUAACUGCCAAGAAGCUUAAUCUGCCCAAACUGUGUCAUUUUGUGUGUGUUGUACAAAAAAAGAGAGAAAAAAAUAAGGAAUAAAAAUUAAAAAAUGGCGAUGACCGAAGCAACAAUCUCUGGUGAUCCCCAGAUCCAGAGAAUGAUGUCUAAACAAUUACGACAAAAAGCUCAGGAAUUUUUAUCAUCAAGAAAAAAGGCAAAUAAUCUUGAGGAAAUAAUAUCACAAUGGGAUGAAUCAAAUGUAUCAUAUAUUCUGGCAGUAGAAAUGAUCUUUAUGGAAGUAUUGAGACGUGGUGAUAUGUAUUUGGAACAAACAAUUAAUCUAACAAUAUCUGAACCAAAGCCAGAGAUCCAAUAUAUUAUGUGGUUAAAAAGUGGUUAUUCUGAAGUAUGGGAAAAAUUAUUGUCACUUAUUGAAAAUGGUAAAUUUGAAAUUCAACAACAAGCAUUAUCAACGUGUUUUAAAUUAAUGGGUGAAGAAGGUAAAUCACCAAUUGAACCAGUUGGAAAAUUGAGUUAUUAUUUUCCACUUCAUCGUUUAAAGCCAUUACUCAGAAAAAUUGUAUCACCAGAUCGUGAUAAUACACUAUUAAUAUCACGACAUCUCGAAAUAAAUGAUUACAAAGAUUCAUUAUAUUUUACAUGGAGAAGUUUACCACAAUUAACACCAAAAUUUCAACCAAAAGAAAAUUUUAUGAAAAAUUUACUUGCAUUAAUUGAUAAAAUACCAUUACCAAAUGAUAAUGAUAAAAAACAAGAAUAUGAUAACGAUGAUGAUAAAAUAUUAUGUGGUCCACAAAAUGUAUGUGGUGGUUUUGUUUGGGAUCAAUCAUCGGCAAAACGUUUAUUAAAUAAAGUAUGGUCAUGUAUAAUGCAAUGGGAAUUAUCACCAAAAAUACAUAAACAAUUAUUAAUUGUAUUACUUGAACGUGUUAUUCAACAUCUUGAAAAACCAGUAUUAUUAACUGAUUUUUUAAUGAAUUCACUUGAUUGUGAUGGAACAAUAAGUCUUCUUGCAUUACAAGGUGUAUUUAUACUUGUUACAAAACAUAAUUUAGAAUAUCCAAAUAUAUUUAAAAAAUUAUAUUCAAUGUUUGAACCCGAAAUAUUUCAUACAAAGUAUAAAGCACGUUUAUUUUAUUUGGCUGAUAAAUUUUUAAGUUCAACACAUUUACCUGAAUCACUUGUUGCUGCAUUUGCCAAAAGACUUGGACGUUUAACUCUUGUUGCACCACCAGAAGAUAUACUUGUCAUAUUACUGUUUAUUGGUAAUUUGAUGAUACGACAUCCUGGUUUAAAACGUUUAAUUGAUCAUCCAAUUGGUGGUGGUGUUAUGAUUAAUGAUAAUCCAGGUAUUGGUGAUCCAUUUUUAAUGGAUGAAUGUGAUCCAUUAUUAAGCAAUGCAAUGUUUAGUAGUCUUUGGGAAAUUCGUGCAUUAGAAAAUCAUGUAUUACCAAAUGUUUCAACUGCAUCAAGAUUUAUACGUAAUCCAUUAUCAUCAACUGAAUAUGAUAUGUAUAGUAUUUUAGAUAAAACUGGAGGACAAUUAUUUGAUAAAGAAAUUAAAAAAAGAGUUAAAGAUAUUAUGCUGACCUUUGAAAGACCAAAUUCAAUGGAACUGCCAAAAGGAGAGAGACUCUUGCAAUACUGGAAAUUUACAACAACACUUCGUUAGUUUUCUUUUUUUUUUUUGUUCUUAUAAUUAAUAAUAAUAAUAAUCAAUUUUUGAGUAUUACAUAUAUCCAUCUACAUCAAUGUUCAAAUACAAUUAUUUUUUAAGUAUUUAUAAUUAAAUAUCUGAUAAAUUACUUGUUAAAAAAAACAAUAAAUAUAAUUGUAUGUUUUUUUUUUUUUUUUGAUGCUACAUAUAUUGCCAUUUGUAUUUGAUAAAAUUUUCCAUACUCUAAUUUUUUUUUUUUUGUUCAAUAUUAUUAUUAUUAUUAUUAUAUUUAGUUGAAAAAAAAAUAAAAUUACCUGGCUGUGUGUUAAGCCUUUUGAUGAUGAUUAAAUGCGAACCAUCAGAAG